This is a messenger RNA of Epinephelus lanceolatus (giant grouper), 1025 nucleotides long. Lineage: Eukaryota; Metazoa; Chordata; Actinopteri; Perciformes; Serranidae. The record is from RefSeq and is a predicted model, not a curated record.
GUGAUCCGCAUUGAGUUUGCUAAGCUGCAGAAGAAGCUGCAGGAGUGCCAGAAGGAGCAGGAGUUCAUCAAGCCAGAUAUUGGCAACUGCAAUCACACAGGAAUCAUGGCGGUCAGCAAGCCUACCGUCAUCCAACUGAAUGCUCAUCUGAGUGCAGGUUACCAGUAUGGGGGCUGGGGAAAAGACUCCAAACCUGUUAGAGGCUAUGAAUCAAUGUACUUCUACGGUGCAUACACCAGUCCCUAUGUGUAUGACUUCUAUUUGUACUCCGACUAUGAAAAGCUGAUUCUGAGGUCCGCAUUCAAACACCAUGACUUACCAAGCGGGUGGGAGGGUACUGGUAACAACUACAUUGUUCACAGUAACACCAUAUAUUACCAGCACAACACACCUUUCAGUAUGAGCAAACUGAAUCUGACCAGUUCCAAAUAUGAGUACAGAGUAAUCGCAGAUGCCAGUCAAAGGUUCUCGUACAGUUACUCAGACCAUCAGAACAUUGACUUUGCUGCUGAUGAGAAUGGCUUGUGGGUAAUGUAUGCCUCAGAGGAGAGCAAAGGUAAAAUCAUCCUCGCUAAAAUAGAUGAGAAAUCGUUUGGCAUUGAGGACCAGUGGAACACCGGUGUGUUCAAGCAGUUGGCCGGCAACGCUUUCAUGGCCUGUGGAGUCAUGUACGCCACCAGGUCGGUGGAUCUGAACACAGAGGAGAUCUACUACGCGUUCGACACGAAGACCAAGCAGGAGAAACACCUCAACGUCCGCUUCCAGAAGUUCCAGGAGAAAUACACCAACCUGGACUACAAUCCCACCGAUCAGAAGCUCUACAUGUACAACAACGGCUACUAUGUGACCUACAAUGUCAAGUUUAACAGAGAAUGAUCCCUCUGCUUUGUAAUCUGUCGUAUUGUGAUUGAUACGAUUGAUCUGUAUUUACUCACUUUUUCACUAGAGCUCUAUAAAGCUAUGUAUUGUCACACAUAGAUUUUCUACUGUCUUUUCCUGAAUAAAAUCAGACCGAAGCAUUGAAA